CGUAUGUGUAUCGUAACAAGUAUAUGAUUAUAAAGCGAGUCAGGUUAGUAUUAUCCGUGAUAUUAUAACUUGAAAUUCUAACCAUGUUAAACAUCUAGCUUGAGCCUGAGAAUAAAGGAUAAGUAUUUUUUAGUUUGACUUUUGUUAUAGGUUAUUUACUUUAUAAAAUUUUUAUGGUGUAUGUAUAUAAGGAAAAAUUAUAACCUCUUUAGAUAAAUAUGGAUGCAGAUUUUGAAGAAUUAUCGCAUGACGUAGAUCUUAUUGCAAAAGUUAAACAAUACCGUGAUGCAACGAUGAAAAUUCAAGAUACAAUUAAAUAUGCCGCAAAUCCAGCAGUAUAUGAAAAACUUUCUGAUACAGAUAAAAUACAAUAUAAUCUAUUGAUGUCUUACUGCCUAAAUAGUGUGUUUUGGAUGUAUUUGCGUGCAGAAGGAAUUGACCCAGCAAAGCAUCAAAUAAAGUCAGAAAAUGAUCGUUUAAAAAGGUCUAUGACACGUGCAAAACAAAUUAAUGACAAGAACACAUUUAUGCCUCGUGUAAACAAGGAUGCAGCACAAAGAUUUAUUAGGAAUGGAUUGUGGGAAAUGAAGAAUAAAAAAAAAUGAUAUGAGAAUAAUGGAUGUAAAAUUGUAUGUAAAUAAAUUUGUUUUAUAAAUUAA
Messenger RNA from Bombus pascuorum, 659 nucleotides. RefSeq names its product nuclear nucleic acid-binding protein C1D-like. Gene Ontology annotation, biological process: maturation of 5.8S rRNA; regulation of gene expression. NCBI's taxonomy places the organism in Eukaryota, Metazoa, Arthropoda, Insecta, Hymenoptera, Apidae. Gene Ontology annotation, cellular component: nucleolus; exosome (RNase complex). The record is from RefSeq and is a predicted model, not a curated record. Bases 219 to 605 code for a protein of 128 amino acids. Gene Ontology annotation, molecular function: RNA binding; DNA binding. The transcript has 2 exons.